GGCCCUGGUCCUUCGGCCAGGCAGUUAUGUAAGGUGGUUAUACCCGCCUUUGACUAAUGACUCAGUCAGGUGGUUUUGCCCGCCUGUUACUGGGGGUCAUGGAUUGGAAUAAAACAUGUUUUUUGAGUAAUUUUGUGAUCGGAUAUCUGAAUUGUAUACCAGUGAAGCUUUCGUUUCGAUACCAAGUUAUAAAGUCUUAUAGUGUCUUUUGUUUUCAUCAUGGCCCUGGUCCUCCGGCCAGGCAUUUAUGCAAGGUGGUAAUUUUCAUGCCCGCCUUUGACUAAUGACUCAGUCAGGUGGUUUGGCCCGCCUAUAGUGUUACUGGGGGUCAUGGAUUGGAAUAGCACAUGUUUUGAGUUAUUUUAAUUUGUGAUUUGAUAUCUGAAUUGAAUAUCUGAAGCUGUGUUUUGUUUUGUAGAGGAGCAAAAAUGUACUUGAUUUUUAAGACUCUAGAGAAAAAACCUUUUUUAUAUCUUAAACCUAAUAUGUGAUUAUUUUGUAAAUGAAAUUUAAUUUAAGUAGUUUACCUUAGCCAUGUUGGUCAAGAGAGCAUUAUUGUGUUAGUUCAAUUAGAAGGAACUCUAAAACACUCGGUCCUAUUUUCAACCCUCAUGACCGAUACGAUAAAUUAAGAACACUUUAAUAUCGACUAAAACAAGUCUUGUUUUUUUUUUUUCAAUUCAUUUGUCACGUAGGUUGCAGCCACAAGAGGACAAUAUCUAAAAGAAGCAAAAAAGAUGCACCGCCAUCCAUUUUUACUGUGGGAAAGGCAUUACACCAUGACUGGAAAAUACUAAUAAUUGGACAGGGAGACGUCCUGCUAACUAUCUUUGCCGGGUACCACCCUGCCAAUUUUACACUUGAC
Messenger RNA from Porites evermanni, 865 nucleotides. Lineage: Eukaryota; Metazoa; Cnidaria; Anthozoa; Scleractinia; Poritidae. The record is from the annotation of a GenBank genome assembly.